CAACUGUGGGCCCAACCAACUUAGCAAAUUAUGCAACUAUCACUACCAAUGCAACCAUUAAUAUUGUAUUAACUACAACUAUAACAGUAACAAGUCUUGCUAUCUUAGAUACUAUUGCACUAUCAAU
Messenger RNA from Racocetra persica, 127 nucleotides. The record is from the annotation of a GenBank genome assembly. Lineage: Eukaryota; Fungi; Glomeromycota; Glomeromycetes; Diversisporales; Gigasporaceae.